Messenger RNA from Corylus avellana, 1193 nucleotides. Lineage: Eukaryota; Viridiplantae; Streptophyta; Magnoliopsida; Fagales; Betulaceae. The record is from RefSeq and is a predicted model, not a curated record.
GACGGAUGACCGGAGUGUUCGUCAGGAGCAGUACUUAUAUACGGAUUAGCGACGAGUGGAAGAAGGUAUCGGAGCGUAAGAAGAAAGAUAUUUGGGAUGCAUUGAUGAAGCACUUCUAUAUCCCACCUGACUGCGAUAUCGCGGCCAUUAAACGGGACGCUUUCCUUGAUAUGCGAAACAAGCAUACGACUUGGAGGUAUGAGUUGAAGAAGAGUCUUCACAUCACAUCGGACGAUACUCCGGCGACAGUGAAGGCUAGGGAAGGAGGACAAUUAUCCACGUACAAUAGAGAGGACGUGGAUAUAUUAUUGGAGAUAUGGUGUACGGCAGAGAAUCAAGAAUAUGCUGCAUAUAUGAAGGGAAUCCGGUCGAAGAACAAGGAGCCUCACUGCACCGGAUCAAAGAGCUAUGCCAGGGCUACACAUGAAGAAAAAAUAAAUACCGGGGUUACGCCAACACGAGCGCAGUCUUACAUCAAAACACACGAGAAGAAGACUGGCGGAUAUCCAAAUGACUUGGUUGCCGAAAAAUGUGAGAGGAUGAAGGAGUUGCUUCCCACUGACUCGGCUGCUACACAAUCUGUCACCGAGGGCACAGUACGGUGGGCGCCCGACGAUGCGUACGCACAGGGGAUGGGCAAUAAGCCGGAGUACGCAGGUCGGGUUCGCCAGGUUGGAGCAGGUAUACUACCUGUGCGCGGUAGCAUACACUCCUACUAUAGACCAGUCGCGCCACGCUCACAACCUCCCGGGAGCUCUGGUGUCCCAGAACUGAUAGAAACUGCACUACAAGUUGAGCGGGAGAAGCACAAGCAGGAGAUGGAUGCGCUUCAGCAGACACAGCGAGAGCAGGCAACGGAGCAACAAGCUGAACGGGAGAGGCACAGGGCGGAGAUAGCAGCGCUGUUAGAUGCACAGCGAGUGGAGGUUGAGCAGCAGGUUGCUGUGCGGCUAGCUGAGACCCGGGCUAGUAUGACCACUAUGUACGAGGCACGUUUUCGUCAACUAGAGCACAUGUUUAAGUCGAGUUCCUCAUCUGAUACGACUCGAGUUAAAGAUGUAACAGAAAAAGAAUCUCCAGCCCGUUUGGUGGUGAAAUCGUUAGUGGGGAGUGAACCAGGUAUUGCGGAGAAGUUGUCGAAUGAGGAAGCUAUCGACCUAGAUUGAGCCUUGUAUGUGAGUUCGUAGUUGGUA